AUGAAUGGUUCAUUGCGAUCGCGUCCGGAAAAUCGGCGAGCAAAGCGAAAAGUGACUCGCCUUGUUCUAUGUGUCUUAGUCAUUUGGGCGUUUUGCUGGUUACCGCUGAAUGUCUGCUUCUUUUUCACUGGAUUGGCCUAUCCAGAGACAUUAGUUAUGAAAGGUGGUGUUAUAAUGGUGAUAGUUCAGAUCGCCAGCCAGGUGCUUGCAUAUACAAAUUCGUGCCUAAAUCCAAUUCUUUACGCUUUAAUGUCGGAAAACUUUAGAAAAGGCUUUAUUCGAGUAAUAUGCACUAUUGGAAGGAAACUUACAAUGAACAGAUUUUGUCAGGAAAAAGACAAACAAAUGCGGUUAGAGUUUACCACUUGUAACAACACACCAGUUAGCACGUCACUUCGACGAUUUCAAGCCACGUCGAAAACUACGGUUGGUUCUUGA
This is a messenger RNA of Strongylus vulgaris, 438 nucleotides long. NCBI's taxonomy places the organism in Eukaryota, Metazoa, Nematoda, Chromadorea, Rhabditida, Strongylidae. The record is from the annotation of a GenBank genome assembly.